Molecule: messenger RNA, 774 nt
Organism: Penicillium paradoxum
Lineage: Eukaryota; Fungi; Ascomycota; Eurotiomycetes; Eurotiales; Aspergillaceae
Exons: 3
Coding region: 1-774 (257 amino acids)
Source: RefSeq, a predicted model, not a curated record
AUGAACAACCCUGAAACUGCUGAGUUCCUGUGCAGCCUCGAAGGCACGGAUGUCACCCUCGAUCCAUCAUCCGAGCCACCUCUCCACCUGCCCCGCCAAACCUGGGUGAUCGAUAAGAAGCUCUCUGAACGAUCUCAGCCGAUGACCCAGCAGGACGUUACUGAUGGCCUUGGACUCCCGUUCGCAGCUGCCAAGUUUCUCUGCCAUCGCAAGGAAGAUCCCAGCAAGAAGACUUUUAUGCGUAUUUAUCUACAAAUUCCUGUCAUUGGCACUCGAUAUCAGAGCCCUCAGAUCCGACGAAAGCAGGCUGCUCAGCCACAGCCACACGUCGAGUUGACAACUUUGAAAGCGCUCAAGGAACUGGGAUGCGAUGUUGUCCCUGACCUCCUUGCUUAUCAAGAGGGACAGCAAGGCGAAGAUGGUAUCGUUCCGGGAGGAUAUACCACUUAUAUAGUCUGGGAUAAAGUCCCCGGGGAGCCUCUAAGCGCAGAAUUCUGGGAGCUAGACCUUCAGUCACGCCAAGCGAUCCGCGAUAAAUUUCGUGAAGCCUUUCCAAAGCUGAAGAAGCAUGGCUACCUACCGCGUAUGUCAACCAUGUCGAAGAUCAUCUAUGACAACGCCACCGGGAAUAUGCAUUUCUCGGGGUUUUCACGCGCAGGCCGUACUGAUACCAACGAAGAGUGGGAUGACAAGUACUAUGUUCUGUUUCGUUUGGCCAGACCAUCUCCGAAGACGAAAGAUUGGGCCAAGGAUAGCACAGGGUGGACUUGGUGA